ACCAGGCAGUUUUAUUUUGCUGAUUGCAUCGAACAGUUCGCUUGAGAAUGGAAUCGCCGGCCUUUGUUUUUCUUUUGCUGAUUAGCUGUCUGAUUGUGGGCUGUUGUUUGGCCGCACCCCAGGGAUGCAACGGAGGCUUCUAUUCCCAGAACGGCAACCUAGUCAUCGACCUGAAAGAUGUGAAUUCGCUGUUGAAUUGUGUUCAGCAGCAGCAUCGUCGCGGAGGAUAAUACCUUCACCUUACUGUGCUCUGCAACCUACUCUUAUGUUUAUAACCAUAAUUUAAGUGUGUACUAAAGUGUAUGAACUAAACAAUAUAAUGCUCUUAAAUUUAAAAAAUGCUGGUGGUGGUCAAUGAACUCUGUUUAAACUGGAU
Molecule: messenger RNA, 376 nt
Organism: Drosophila ananassae
Lineage: Eukaryota; Metazoa; Arthropoda; Insecta; Diptera; Drosophilidae
Exons: 1
Coding region: 48-230 (60 amino acids)
Source: RefSeq, a predicted model, not a curated record